AUGGCUACUCUCCCUCAACUGCCGACCGUGGUCCUCAAAAUACUGGCUGAACUUCUUUCAAGCGAUUUUCUUCCUUUCCGGCAAACAUGCAAGAAAAUCAGGGACGGAACAGCCCAUUUUUUCGAGCACAAAUACUUCGAGACGCGUUCUGUUAUGUUUGAACGUCGCAGCCUCCAAACGCUCAUCGACAUAUCCGAGCACCACACUCUUCGUGGGAAAAUUCGGAUAUUAGAGAUAUGCCCCAAUCAUUUUCAACCCCUUGACGAACUUCGAGUAACAGAACCAGCCAUUGCAGCAUUGAAGUAUUUCGAGAUCCUAUGCGGUGAGAUUGGCAGCAGGGAAGAUAGUGAAGCAAUCAAGGAAGACCGCUUGAGUCGGCUCAAUGAGAAAGCCUACUGCGAAUACUUGGAAGAUCAAGAGCAGCUACUACGAACUGGGGACGACAUUGCGCUUCUGAAGCAAGCUAUGAAGAACCUCACACGCUGCGAAAGCGUUUGUCUUACUGAUGGCAACCCUUGGGGUUUGGAGCAUUUGCGAGAACGCAUCGGCAUAUAUCCGCAAAAAUCACUUUCAUUUAAAUCGUCAACAAGUGAAAAGCUGGUUGAACACAUGAUACAAGCUACUCUCGCUGCAAUAGCUAUGACUGAGCUACAUAUUCAGACACUUGAUAUUAGCCCCGGAUUCCAAAUGAACAACGCCAGAUGCAUCCAUCCUGGUAUGCUUAUCAGGUCAUCUGCGCUCCUUUCUGGAUCUCCUAUGAAACAUAUUUGUCGCCUAUAUCUCGUCCUAGACAAACAUUCUGGGCUUGAGAACACCUCCAAGUGGGCGCCAUCGCUGGUCCAGUUUAUCGAAUCGUUUCCCAGUCUUUCCCAUUUAUGUCUUGGAUUCGAUGAUUCUGAUGAUAUGGGUCGAUUCUCAGAGCUUUGCACAACUCUUCUCAUACCGAACCUAGAGAUGUUAUCACUCAGGUCCAUCAAUUGCGCCAGCAUGGAUUUAGCAUUUUUCCUCCUACGCCACCAAAAAACACUUCGGCGAAUUCAGCUUGACUGGGUAAUGCUCACCGACGGUAUUAAAAGCUGGCGUUGGCUGUUUGAAGUCGUGCGUGACAGUCUGGAUAUUACUUCUUUGGGAACGAGAGGUUGCUCCGGUCAACAUAGUUAUGUAGUACCCGAGUUAGAGGAUAUCGAUGCACACUGCUUGACCGAUGUUUUAGGGUCAUUGCCUAUAUAA
Messenger RNA from Fusarium venenatum, 1230 nucleotides. The record is from RefSeq and is a predicted model, not a curated record. NCBI's taxonomy places the organism in Eukaryota, Fungi, Ascomycota, Sordariomycetes, Hypocreales, Nectriaceae.